UCUAAAAAUGAAAAAGUAUUUAGCGAAUUUCUUAACAAUUUUGACAUAUUUUUCAAUUUAUUUAUUAAAUCCAAACAUAACGGCGGGAUUAGAAAACACAAAAGAAAAAAUUGUAGUUCAAGAUAAAAAUACAAAAGAAACGAUUAUCCGCAAAAAACGUCAAUUCUCCCGAUACAUUUGUGGUAUUCCCCCAUAUAUUUUUCAUUCAGAUUGGCCAUGUCCAAUGUGGGGUCUUUGCGCAAAUCAUGGGUUUACAACUAAUUUGCCAUGCACAGAUAAUAAGGCUUGCAUUGAGAAGAAUCCAAGCACAGAAUGCGUGCAAGGAACAUGUUGUACAAUUCCCGUGGUUGCUGGAGGACCAACCGGCAACGUUCAAUUUCUUUCUCCAUCUGUUACUCCCGCUAUUUGGCCCUGGCCAAUAACAACAACUGUAAAAUCAGAGGGGCAAUCAGAAAAGAGAACUCAUCGACUUUAUCAAAUUUUACUGAUGGGGUUCUUGUCAUUUAUUCACGUUUAUUUUUUAACUUUUCUAGAUUUCUUAGUUUUAUUGUAG
Messenger RNA from Meloidogyne enterolobii, 553 nucleotides. Lineage: Eukaryota; Metazoa; Nematoda; Chromadorea; Rhabditida; Meloidogynidae. The record is from the annotation of a GenBank genome assembly.